UCAUUUUUUUAGAUGAACUCUAAAGCUGAAGAUGCACCAUCAUUUCCAGGGGCUCCGAUCAUGAAUUCACCAGUGACCGGUCCUGCACAUCCACCACCAUCAAAAGGAUUUGCCCCUCCACCAAUGACCAGACCUCCCAACGGAUAUGGCCCUCUGCCCUUCGCUGGGCAUCCUCUACCUGUCCCAGGCCCUCGCUACAGACCUCCACAUCCAGUUAGAGGACCCUAUGGUCGCAUGCUAUAUGGACCUGCUCCACCCUGGAGUGGUUGUGGACCACCUCCACCGCACAGAGACUAUUGGCCAGGACCUCCCCCUCCAUUUGGCUUAAGGGAUUUUGCACCUGGAAUGAGAGACUUGCCCUCUGGUUUUCCACCACCACAUGGACCUUGGGACUAUCCCUUUCCACCCAAAAACAUGCUUCCUGGGACUGUUCCUCCACCAGGCAUGAGAGACUAUCCAGGCCCACAAGGUCCACCACCACAGAUGGGUCCCAGAGACUUCAAAGCAGGCCCCCCAGUACCACAACAGAUGAGCCCAAGGGACUAUCCUCCAGGCCCUAGUUUGCCACCACAACAGAUGCAACCCGGAGACUUCUCAAAUUCACAGAAUGGGCCAUAAAUUUCACCUAAUGGUGGUAUUUUAUUCAACUAAGCAGAGCAAAAAACUGUUU
Molecule: messenger RNA, 670 nt
Organism: Polyodon spathula (Mississippi paddlefish)
Lineage: Eukaryota; Metazoa; Chordata; Actinopteri; Acipenseriformes; Polyodontidae
Product: proline-rich protein 2-like
Exons: 2
Coding region: 13-618 (201 amino acids)
Source: RefSeq, a predicted model, not a curated record